Molecule: messenger RNA, 1317 nt
Organism: Histoplasma capsulatum G186AR
Lineage: Eukaryota; Fungi; Ascomycota; Eurotiomycetes; Onygenales; Ajellomycetaceae
Exons: 5
Coding region: 1-1317 (438 amino acids)
Source: RefSeq, a predicted model, not a curated record
AUGGCGGUCCAAAGCCACGACUCGCCCAAACGGAGCCGCGUCCUAAGCCUCACCAGCAGCAGUGGCAAGUCGGAGAAAUCGCGCAAGAGCAGCGGCUCGCAGCACAAGAUAAAACUCACCGAGACGCACGAGGAGAAAGAGGCAUAUAGACCGCGCACAUAUGCAGAUCCGACUCGAGCUAUUCAGGAAUUGCAACCAGCUGCGGUUGCAUUACAGAAAUCGAAUUUGGAGUCGUUGCGAGCUAUCCAACAUAAAGAUAUCUAUGGAAAUCCAAUAACUGACCCCGAUUUAUCAAAUCCUACGCGCCAUCGAUUCGAGCGUCCCUUGGAUACCAUUCGCUCGUUUGAAGCAGCCAUUGAUGGGAGUUAUCUGAACCGAAGGGUGUCGUAUAUUCGAGGAGACGAGAGUGCAAACGGUGGCUACAGCAGACGAAGUAGUUAUUUUGGAGAUCGAGGAGGGGGAUAUGGCAAUCAUCGGAUCGGGGGAUACAACGAACAAGCCAACUAUUCGAACCACCGCCUGGCCCCGUCAAGGCCUGAUAGUUUUGCUGAAAGCUAUGGCGGGGGCAAUUACAACGGAUAUAAUAACGGCUACAACAAUAACAACAGCAACAAUAAUAGUAACAAUGGCUACCAGCCACGGACCCCUCGUCAUGGUGGACGAAUGAAUCCUGACCAGCACAUGCAGGGAUACAAUAACAUCAACAACAGCUAUCAGUCCCAGCAGCAAUCACAGUAUCCACCAGGUGAUAAUUACAACUAUCCAUCCCCCUCAGGCGCCGGGGCGGAUGCAUAUGCAGACCCAAACAAUACCGGGGAUGACAACAACAAUCCGCCCUACCGACAACAACCACAACAACCACCACCACAACCACCACCACACCAACAGAACCAGCCCCAGUCCCCCCGCCACCAAACCCUCGCAGAAACAUACGGCUUCAACGGCUUCGGCGACGCCCCGGAUCUCGACUCCCCACAAUCCCCUCACGGCGCCAACAGCCGUGGCCGUACCAACAACGAUGGCUAUUACCGGGACCCCCAUAACAACAACAACAGCAGUGCAGAUUACGGUAAUAACAGCGGCAGCAACAAUAAUAACAAUAAUUACUUCAACAAUAACCAGGCAUCCGCGGCACCGCCCAGCGUCCCAGCCAAGGACAUCGCGAGGAAGCCCGUUGCGGCCUUCUCGCUCUCGCCAUCUGAUUCUCCUUCUUCGACCGCUAAUACCGGCGCCAUCGCCGGUUCCCCCACGGCGGCGGCCGCAGCUUCUUCAUCCGGGAAACGGAUGAGUUUCUUUAGGCGGUUUAACAAAUCGUGA